Messenger RNA from Ceratosolen solmsi marchali, 1205 nucleotides. It is a transcript of the gene NC2alpha, whose product is annotated as negative cofactor 2 alpha. The transcript has 5 exons. Gene Ontology annotation, cellular component: nucleus; negative cofactor 2 complex. Gene Ontology annotation, biological process: transcription by RNA polymerase II. NCBI's taxonomy places the organism in Eukaryota, Metazoa, Arthropoda, Insecta, Hymenoptera, Agaonidae. The record is from RefSeq and is a predicted model, not a curated record. Bases 277 to 969 code for a protein of 230 amino acids. Gene Ontology annotation, molecular function: RNA polymerase II general transcription initiation factor activity; protein heterodimerization activity; core promoter sequence-specific DNA binding.
CUCUCUGCCUCACGUCCCGCUCCGCAACCUCCUCAUCCACCUCCUGCUCGCCCUCCCUCGGUCGCGCUCGGGAGUGUUUUCGAGAGUGGACGGCGAUCAUCGUGUGUGCCUUGCCGAGGGGUUGAACUUGUAACGGGAGAGUCUAACUUGCGUGCGUGCAAGCGCUACAUUUUUCUGUCCGUAACGUUUCAUCACUACGUCGAUCGCCACUCGAGGGGGAUCCGUUGUGACAACGACGACGACGACAACGACAACGACCACGAAGGAGGUGCUAAAAUGCCCAGCAAGAAGAAAAAAUACAACGCUCGUUUUCCACCUGGUCGUAUAAAAAAAAUUAUGCAAACGGACGAGGAGGUGGGGAAAGUUGCUCAAGCGGUGCCGAUCAUAAUUUCUAGAACGUUAGAACUAUUUGUUCACUCAUUACUUACCAAAACUAUGCAAAUCACAAGUGCAAAACAAGCAAAAACAUUGAGUCCUUCUCACAUGAAACAAUGUAUUCUUUCUGAAAGUCGUUUUGAUUUUUUGAAAGAUCUUGUUAAAAAUUUACCAGACGUUUCUGGACCAGAUGAUGAAGUAAUUCAUACACCACCUACAACUCCGGCGACGCAGGCAGUCUCAGUCAAUACAACAGUACCUAGUUUUGCUCCUGUAGCACAAUCAAAUACCGGAGCAUCCACUGUAUCUAAGGAUGGCUCGUCAUGUACACAUGUCCCUCCUCGAAGGCAUUCAGUUGAUAAAGGAGAUAAAACUAAACUAGCUAAGCCAAUUGAGGGCAACGAAACAGUAUUUACAUACAAUGUCCCAAAGUUUAAAAUGUCUGUGCCUACAUCGUUUAAUGCUAGCCAACCAAAUUUUUACACAGAAGUGAACAGUAAUCCAAGUGAUAGUAUGUCAAGAAAUAAUUCAGUCAGUCAACCAGUGUCAAAUUUCGCUUGUACUGGUAACAUCGACGAAGACUAUGAUACGUAGCAAAUCAGUCAAUAAUUAAUAAUACUGUAUGAAUAUAAUGUAUAAAGCAUACGUAAUACGACUUAUGUUGACUAGGCUGAACUCUCUGACCUACCGGUCUUUGAAUAAUCAUAGGAGUUUAGAAAAGGGUAUAAAUUGAUCUUCACUGUGAAGCACAAUGAAUUAAGUUUUCUAACAAUGUUUAAACAAAAACGAAAUUAAUAUCAUUUCAUAAGACGUAUUAUGUAAAAAUAAUG